UGAAUCUGCUCGUUAUAUAUAGUUUUUUCGUGAUUGCGGCAUCCUUAGGGUAUGCCGCUAGGAUUUUGGGCAUCUUUCCAAUUCCAUCCUACAGCCAUCAAAUAGUUUACCUUCCUAUCAUGAAAGAAUUAGCAAAUAGAGGUCAUGAGGUUGUUAUAAUAACCACUGACCCGAUGAAAGAGAAGAUACAAAAUUUGAAAGAGAUUGACGUGAGUUUUGCCUACAAAGUGUAUAAGAAGCAUAACACGUCAAAGAUUAUCAACGAGAAUAAUAGAAAUCCUUUCAAAUUAAUUAAUGAUUUUAUGCGUGUGAUGAGUGAUACUGCCAUACAAGAAUUGGAACAUACGGAAGUGCAUAAAAUAAUAAAUAAUGAAAACGAACAUUUCGAUCUACUAAUGGUCGAGUAUAUGAUACCAACCUUCUUGGCGUUCAAGCAUCGAUUCAACUGUUCGAUGAUUGGUUUAACAUCUUUGGAUUCUUCUUACCAUGGUCACGUCGCAGUCGGAAAUCCAGUUCACGCCGUUCUAUAUCCCGAGGUUGCUAUGCCUCUCCAAACACAACAUUUAAGUUUCUUUGAGAGGUUACAAAGUUUCAUAUUUGUGCAAUUUACAAACUUUUACAUCGAAUACAUAAGUAAUCCAAAUAUGGAGGCGACAAUAGCCAAGUAUUUUGGCAAGAACUAUCCUUCUCUACCGGUGCUUGUAGCUUCAAUCGAUAUGCUUUUCAUAAACGUCAAUCAUAUUUUACACUCUAUAAGACCAUUGACACCAGCCACCGUUGCCAUUGGUCCAUUCAUCCACAUAAAACCACCCAGGGAUUUACCAAAAGAUUUGAAAGUAUUUCUGGAUGAAGCGAAAGAAGGAGUUAUUUAUUUUAGCUUGGGCUCGAACGUUAAAAGCAAAGACAUAGCGCCGGAAACGCGUGAAAUUAUUAUGAAAACAUUUGGAAAACUUCCGUACAAAAUCCUUUGGAAAUUCGAGUCCGAAAGUUUACCUGGAAAACCCAACAACGUGAAAAUCCUUAAAUGGGUACCGCAGCAGGAUGUCUUAAGACAUAAAAACAUUAAAUUAUUUAUCAGUCAAUGUGGAUUGCAAUCUUCAGAGGAGGGCGUCUACAAUCAAGUACCUAUUCUCGGUCUGCCUUUCUUUGCGGAUCAAAUAAGCAAUGCCUACAAAUUAGAAUUAAAUGGAUUAGGAUUAUCAUUGAAUUACAAAGAAUUGACUAUCGAAAAAUUUACAUUAAGCAUCAACGAACUAAUUAAUAAUACGAAGUAUAAAAAAAGAAUUACGAAGAUUUCAAAUUUGCUUAAAGAUGAGCCAAUGUCGGGUUUAGAGAGAGCUGUUUGGUGGACAGAGUACGUUUUGAGAAACAAAGGAGCGCAACACUUGAAGGGCCCCGCCGUUGAUAUUCCUACAUAUCAAUAUUACUACUUAGAUAUAAUUACUUUCUUAGCAUUUAUACUAGUUAUACUAAUUUCAGUUAUUUACUUAUCUGUCAGGAAAUGCUACAAAUUUGUCUCAAAGAAGAUUAAGCGCGAUUAAUGUAAUGUAAUGUAAUAGUUCAUUUG
This is a messenger RNA of Nicrophorus vespilloides, 1567 nucleotides long. Its product is annotated as UDP-glucuronosyltransferase 2B7-like. The transcript is spliced from 4 exons. Gene Ontology annotation, molecular function: UDP-glycosyltransferase activity. The record is from RefSeq and is a predicted model, not a curated record. The coding region runs from base 120 to 1541 and encodes 473 amino acids. Lineage: Eukaryota; Metazoa; Arthropoda; Insecta; Coleoptera; Silphidae.